This is a messenger RNA of Cloeon dipterum, 700 nucleotides long. RefSeq names its product Late endosomal/lysosomal adaptor, MAPK and MTOR activator 1 (gene Lamtor1). NCBI's taxonomy places the organism in Eukaryota, Metazoa, Arthropoda, Insecta, Ephemeroptera, Baetidae. Gene Ontology annotation, biological process: cellular response to amino acid stimulus; lysosome organization; positive regulation of MAPK cascade. Bases 121 to 639 code for a protein of 172 amino acids. The transcript is spliced from 4 exons. Gene Ontology annotation, molecular function: molecular adaptor activity; guanyl-nucleotide exchange factor activity. Gene Ontology annotation, cellular component: lysosome; membrane raft; Ragulator complex. The record is from RefSeq and is a predicted model, not a curated record.
AUGUCCAUCACAUGAUAAUAUCUCAUCAGCUGCCGACAAGAUCACAAAACUUGUGCCUCAAAAUUCAUGGGCGUUUUUGAUUGACCGUUUCACCUCCCGAGCCGAACCGCCGAACGCAAAAUGGGCAACUGCUGCGACAGUUGUUGCGGCGACGACGCCAACUCCCAGUCGGGCGAGGUGACGGAGCGCAGCCGCCUGCUCGAGGACCCGGUCAGCAACAACACCAACAUCCUCAGGGUGCAGAGUGACGACUUCCUCUCCCGCUACCCCAACUCCAUGCCAAAGACCUCUGAUGAGCAGUCGGCUCUGAACAGGAUUCUGCAGGAAACAGCCUCAAACGUGAUCGACGUCGCGGCGCUGGACUCGCACACGCUGGAGCAGCACGAGUACCGGGAACGCGUGACGCACUACACGCAGCGGCUCAACGGCAUUGCCGUGAUGCAGCGGUGGCGCUCGCCACCCACCAAGGUCUGCCUGCUCGCCGACCUGCCCGCCCCCGAAAAGCUGCUCUCCACGGAAACGGUGCUGCCGACUGAUCUGCAAACGAUGAACUACUUUAUGGAAGCGGCGAGCGAGGCGAUGUCCAACAUCAAGGUGGAGCACAAGGAGGAUCUGGUGGUGCCGUUCCGCAUUCCGUGAGCCUGUGAUACAAGGACGCUCGUGCCCCUCGAGUGAAUCAAACAAACGAAUGGAAGAAAGA